AUGGAAGGAAGCAAUCAAGCUGCUCCAGUUGACAUUGAAAAUCCAUUAGAAACUUCCAUGAGAAGGGAAUUGGAUAGCUUAUCUCCUCUAUCCUCUUCGUGUUGUAUUUACAAAGUUCCUAAGCGACUACGAUGUGUAAAUGAAAAGGCAUACACACCUCAGGUAAUCUCUAUAGGUCCACUCCACCAUGGCAAGAAAGCCUUAAAAGCCAUGGAAGAGCACAAAAAAAGGUACCUACAAGAUUUUCUACGUCGGACAGCUGCAAGCUUGACGGAAUUUACAAAGAUCACAAGGGAUAAAGAAGAACAAUUAAGAAGUUGUUAUUCAGAAACCAUUAAGUUCAGCAGUGACAAAUUUGUAAGAAUCAUUCUAGUGGAUGCCGCCUUCAUCAUUGAGCUCUUGUUGAGAGCUUGUGGUCAUGUAGCAUCGGGACAUAAAGAUGACCGCAUAUUUAACAAACCAAGGAUGCUUCGAGAUCUAUUGCCUGACUUGCAAUUGCUUGAAAAUCAACUGCCAUUUUUCAUUCUUGAGGAUCUUUUUGACCCUAAUAAAAUUACAGUUUCUUCUAAGAGAGAGAAGCCUUCAAUGAUUAAUCUCUCUUGCGAAUUCUUGACAAAUAAUAUAACGGGUUUAGAGGGGAAAGAAGACAGUUGGCAGAGAAUUUCUUCUUCUGGUAGAAAUCUUGAAGUUGAACAUGUUGACGCAGAAAAAUGCAAACACACGGUAAAUCCUAGGGCACCGGUGUGGUACCGGCCGAAGGCUCUCCGAUGCUUAAGCCUUGGGAGGCGUGCAAUUUGUUUAGAGUUUCGAUGUGGGACUCUGGGCGUCAAUCGUGGGACUGCCACGUGUCAGAGUGGGCGAGGUUGCCCUCAUGUUGCGAUCGGUAGGAUUUGUACCGAAGAACAUUUUCUUGAUUUUAUAAGAACUUUACAUCUUAUAGAAGAAUCAGAUCAAAGCAAUGAAGGGCCAAGCACUACACUCUGCAUUACGAAACUUAUAAGAACUUUACAUCUUCCAAUAUUGGAGGAAUCAGAUCAAAGCAAUGAAGGGCCAAGCACUACACCCUGCAUUACGAAACUACACCGGGCUGGGGUCAAGUUUAAGUUGAGAUCAAGCAGAAACUUAUUCGAUAUAAAAUUCAAGGAUGGGAUUCUAGAAGUUCCAAAACUAAACAUAGACGAUAACACGGAGCUCACACUCCGAAACCUCAUUGCCUUUGAACAGUGCCAUUGCCAUGACAAUUACAUAAGUGAUUAUGUUUCACUCAUGGAUAACUUUGUGAACACCGAAAAGGAUGUGGAGUACCUUCUGAAGUAUAAGAUUGUCGAACAUAUGCUUGGUGAUGACAAUGAGGUGUGCACUCUGAUUAACAAACUCGGAAGAGGAGUUGCUUUGCAUCCUAAACGCUACCACUUUGCUACUCGUUCUGAGCGCCUCAAUGGCUACUGCAGAAAGCCUUGGCACAAACGGAAGGCAAAUUUGAGGCAAAAUUAUUUCAAUACGCCUUGGGCAACUAUUUCUGUCAUUGCAGCUGUUUUUCUCCUAAUACUGACUUGCAUUCAAGCAGUGUGCUCUAUUAUUUCUGUUAUGCCUUCUAAGAACCAGAAGUAUUAG
Molecule: messenger RNA, 1614 nt
Organism: Prunus armeniaca (apricot)
Lineage: Eukaryota; Viridiplantae; Streptophyta; Magnoliopsida; Rosales; Rosaceae
Source: the annotation of a GenBank genome assembly